CGGCCAGCCCGGGCCGGGGCGAGAGUCCGGUUUGCUAGAACCCUACGGAAAUGGCAGCCUGCGCGGUGGAAGUGUUCGGGCUCCCGGAGGACGAGGAAAAUUCACGAAUCGUGAGGGUAAAAGUUAUAGCUGGAAUAGGCCUUGCCAAGAAGGAUAUCUUGGGAGCUAGUGAUCCUUAUGUGAGAGUGACGUUAUAUGACCCAAUGAAUGGAGUUUUUACAUGUGUGCAGACGAAAACCAUUAAAAAGACUUUGAAUCCAAAGUGGAAUGAAGAAAUAUUAUUCAGACAGAAUGCUUUCAAGGCGCACCCAAGUUGUGUUUCCAGCAUCCUCCAGCUGCUUCAUCACUCCCGUCCCUGCUUCAUCUGCUUGCUAGUCCACCCUCAGCAGCACCGGCUUCUUUUUGAAGUGUUUGAUGAAAAUCGAUUGACAAGGGAUGAUUUCCUAGGUCAAGUGGAUGUUCCUCUUUAUCCAUUACCGACAGAAAAUCCAAGAAUGGAGCGACCAUAUACAUUUAAGGAUUUUGUUCUUCACCCAAGAAGUCAAAAAUCAAGAGUUAAAGGUUAUCUGAGAUUAAAAAUGACGUAUUUACCUAAAACCAGUGGCUCUGAAGAAGAUAACACAGAACAGGCUGAGGAACUAGAGCCUGGCUGGGUGGUUCUGGACCAACCACAGGCCACUUGCCAACUGCAGCAGCAACAGGAACCUUCUCCUCUGCCUCCGGGAUGGGACGAGAGGCAGGACGUCCUCGGAAGGACCUACUACGUCAACCAUGAGUCUAGACGGACACAGUGGAAGAGGCCGACCCCUCAGGACAACCUAACAGAUGCUGAGAGCGGUAACAUGCAACUGCAAGCACAGCGUGAAUUUACCACCAGGCGGCAGAUAUCUGAGGAAACAGAAAGUGCCGACAGCCGAGAGUCUUCUGAGAACUGGGAAAUUAUAAGAGAAGAUGAAGCCGCCAUGUAUAGCAAUCCGACCUUCCCCUCGCUUCCAUCAUCAAGUAACUUGGAUGUUCAGACUCAUCUUGCAGAAGAAUUGAAUGCCAGACUCGCGACUUGUGGAAAUUCAGCCACCAGCCAGCCAGUAUCCAGCUCAAAUCAUUCCAGCAGAAGCAGCAGCUUACAAGCCCACAUGUUUGAGGAACAGCCUGCACUUCCUGUGCUUUUGCCUACUUCAUCUGGAUUACCACCAGGUUGGGAAGAAAAACAAGAUGAAAGAGGAAGAUCAUAUUAUGUAGAUCACAAUUCCAGAACUACUACGUGGACGAAACCCACUGUACAGGCCGCAGUGGAGACCAGUCAGCUGCCAUCCGGCCACAGCUCCGCGAGCCCUCAACCACAGGCCCUGCCCAGUGACUCGGCACAGCAGGUGACCCAGCCUUCUGGAAUCGAGCACCGAUUCCUUCCUGAGGGCUGGGAAAUCCGGCAUGCACCCAACGGGAGGCCUUUCUUCAUUGACCACAACACCAAAAGCACCACCUGGGAAGAUCCAAGAUUGAAAAUUCCAGCUCAUCUGAGAGGAAAGACAUCGCUUGAUCCUUCUAAUGAUCUGGGGCCUUUACCUCCUGGAUGGGAAGAGAGAACUCACACAGAUGGAAGGAUCUUCUACAUAAAUCACAAUAUAAAAAGAACACAAUGGGAAGAUCCCCGGUUGCAGAAUGCAGCAAUAACUGGACCAGCAGUGCCCUACUCCAGGGAUUACAAACGAAAGUAUGAGUUCUUCCGAAGAAAGUUGAAGAAGCAGAAUGACAUUCCAAACAAAUUUGAAAUGAAACUUCGCCGGGCAACUGUUCUCGAGGACUCUUACCGAAGGGUCAUGGCUGUCAAGAGGGCGGACUUCCUCAAGGCGAGGCUGUGGAUUGAGUUUGAUGGCGAAAAGGGGUUAGAUUACGGUGGAGUCGCCAGAGAAUGGUUCUUCCUGAUCUCUAAAGAAAUGUUUAACCCUUAUUAUGGGCUGUUUGAAUAUUCAGCUACGGAUAAUUAUACCCUACAGAUAAAUCCGAACUCUGGGCUGUGUAAUGAAGAUCACCUCUCGUACUUCAAGUUCAUAGGCCGAGUGGCUGGAAUGGCUGUGUAUCAUGGAAAACUGCUGGAUGGUUUUUUGAUUCGGCCAUUUUACAAGAUGAUGCUACAGAAACCAAUAACACUUCAUGAUAUGGAAUCAGUGGAUAGUGAAUAUUACAAUUCACUAAGAUGGAUUCUUGAAAAUGACCCAACAGAACUGGACCUCAGGUUUAUCAUAGAUGAAGAACUUUUUGGACAGACACAUCAACGUGAGUUAAAAAAUGGCGGAUCAGAAAUAGUCGUCACCAAUAAGAACAAAAAGGAAUAUAUUUAUCUUGUGAUACAGUGGCGAUUUGUGAACCGAAUACAGAAGCAGAUGGCUGCUUUCAAGGAGGGGUUUUUUGAACUAAUACCACAGGAUCUCAUCAAAAUUUUUGAUGAAAAUGAACUAGAGCUUCUUAUGUGUGGAUUGGCAGAUGUGGAUGUGAAUGACUGGCGAGAACACACGAAGUAUAAGAACAACUACAGUGCAAACCAUCAGGUCGUACAGUGGUUCUGGAAGGCUGUUUUAAUGAUGGAUUCAGAAAGAAGAAUACGCUUGCUCCAGUUUGUCACUGGCACGUCCCGUGUGCCUUUGAAUGGAUUUGCUGAACUGUGUGGCUCAAAUGGACCACAGUCUUUUACAGUUGAACAGUGGGGUACCCCUGACAAGCUACCAAGAGCUCAUACCUGCUUCAAUCGCUUGGACUUGCCGCCAUAUGAAUCAUUUGAAGAAUUAUGGGAUAAACUUCAGAUGGCAAUUGAGAACACUCAGGGUUUUGAUGGGGUUGAUUAGGUUACACAUAACCAUCUACCAUGUUUUACUGCCAAAAUGUUUUAGAAACAAAAUCUUCACUUAAAUUUUCCAGGGAACUCCUAAAAACUUGGCCAUUGAUUCUUCCCAGAUACUUGAGAAAAUCAUAUCUAAGCAUGAGGAGACGGAGUAUGACAGCUUAACCGUCAUUUCAGUCACUUUACAUACUGCAUUGUAUUUACACGGUUGUUUCUUUGUAUCUUCAGAGUCACACUACAGGGUAUGCAAGUCCUGUGUCCUGAAGUAGUGAGUUUUGUUCUUAACAUAUACCUCUUUUACAGCAAUUGCCAGGCAGUUCUUUCUUAAACUACUGAAAUUCUAACUGUGAAAUAUUUGUGAUAAGUGUUAUGUGUGAAAAGUUGGAUGCUUCUUGAGAAGAAAAACUGAAAUUUGGAGAAAAAAAUAAGUUACUGUUGAGUCAACGGCAAUCUCUUUAGUGCUGCUUGCAGCUAUUUAUUAUAAUGUAGACAUGCCUAACGCACCUUACUGCCCAGAUUUGUGGAAAAACUUUGUAAAGUGUGUUACCUAUAUUUUUAGUCAACUGAUCCAAUUGCAGAAAACUGUUUACUUCUUCAUUUUAAAAGUAUUUGACUUUUGUUAAUAUGUAGUUUUACUGAACAAAGUGAUUCAUAAGAUAUGUGAAUCAAGUUCAAAACCACAAUGAGUGAAAAGUAUUGAAGCUUUCCUCUUGCCUAUAUAUCCUUAUGGUUCCUUGACAUAAGUCACCACGUUUUCAGGUUUUCGUGUGGUUAGAAGAAUUCCUUCCUCAAACAUUAAAGUAAAGCCCCAUGAAGCAGGAAUUCUAAGUCGCUUUGAAGAACAAAGCUCAGCGUACAGUACUUGGCCCUUCCUAGUCGUUCUUCACACUUGCACAAUUAAGUAGUAAAUACACGUUUACAGGGUUUAUUAUGUUUACAGAUUAAGCUAAUUUCUGUAGUUGCUUUUUUAUAUUUUAGUACUUCACUUUAGUAAAAAAAAAAAAAAAAAAUUGUUGAAAAAUAAC
Molecule: messenger RNA, 3861 nt
Organism: Trichechus manatus latirostris (Florida manatee)
Lineage: Eukaryota; Metazoa; Chordata; Mammalia; Sirenia; Trichechidae
Gene: NEDD4
Product: NEDD4 E3 ubiquitin protein ligase
Exons: 31
Coding region: 51-2840 (929 amino acids)
Biological process (GO): ubiquitin-dependent protein catabolic process; receptor catabolic process; neuromuscular junction development
Cellular component (GO): cytoplasm
Molecular function (GO): ubiquitin protein ligase activity; sodium channel inhibitor activity; protein binding
Source: RefSeq, a predicted model, not a curated record